Molecule: messenger RNA, 1567 nt
Organism: Paramecium pentaurelia
Lineage: Eukaryota; Ciliophora; Oligohymenophorea; Peniculida; Parameciidae
Source: the annotation of a GenBank genome assembly
AUGGAAGCAAUAAUGAAAAAGUUGGGUAAUGGAGAGCUUUUUGGAAAGAUAAUUUAUUAAAUGUUGGAGGUAUAUAUGAUGAGAAUGGAUUAAAGUAAGGAAGUUGGAUAGAUAUUGGAUUUGAAUACUGGAAGUAAGUUAAUAUAUAGAAUAAGUGAAUGUUAAACAACUUAUGUUGGAUCUUACAAAGAUGGGAAAAAAAUUGGUAAAUGGAAUAUUUUAUUUGAAAACUAAAUUUAGUAUGAAAUUUCUUAAUACUUUAGUGGUGGAGGUUAAUAUGAUGAAAAAAGUAAUUUAAAAAUUGGAUAAUGGAUUGAAUUAUAUGAGAAUUUUUGGAAGUAAUUCUAUUAAUUCAUACUAUAAUAGUUAAUGUCAAGUUACUAAAAUUGGAGAAUAUAAAAAUGGAAAUAGGGUAGGAAGAUGGGAUUUUUUAUUUGAAAAUAACAUUCUGUAAAUUUUUUAAUUUAUAUCUUAGGGGUGGAGGAGUUUAUGAAUCUGGUGUUAAAAUUGGUAAAUGGGUAGAUUUGUAUUAAGAUUUUUAAAAGUAUCAAAUAAUAAUAAUGAAGUUGUUGCUAAGUAAUAUAAAAAGGAGAAUAUUAAAAUGGAAUUAGAUAUGGUGAAUGGGAAACAUUAUUUAGAGAAUAUUCAAAUGAAGAAUUUAAAAUAAUGUUUUUUAUGUUAUAAAAUAUCAUUUAGUGGAUUAGAAACAUAUGAUUAGGAAUAAGGAAUUAAUAAAGUUGAUUUACAUAGAAAUUUCAAUUUGUAAUAAUUUAAUUAAUAAUAACAAAAAAGAUGGUGUUAAGUAAUAUCUAAAGGAGUUUUUAAAUAAGACAAAAGAUAUGGAAAUUGGGAUAUCUUAUAUAGAUAUAGUUCUAAACAUUAAUUUGAAACAAUGUACAUUUAUAAUAAAAAUGUAAAUAAAGAGGAGGAGGAUUGUAUGAUAUGAAAAAUGGGGAAAAGAAUGGGAAAUGGAUUGAAUUACAUGAACAUUUUAAGACAGAGUAAUUAAUAUUUACUAAUAUCUUAAGUCUAUGUGAGAUUAUUUAUUUAGGAGAAUAUAUAGAUGGAAGAAAAGCGGGCAGAUGGAACAUUAAAUUUAGAGUUGAUAGUGAUUAAGAUUUUGAAACAAUGUAUAUUUCUAAUAGAUUUUUAGUGGGGGAGGAUUAUAUGAUGAUUUAAAUGGUUAGAAAAUUGGCGAAUGGAUUGAUUUACAUGAGAAUUAUGACAGAGAGUAUCAAUUUUCAUUUAAAAUAUAUUAAAGUUGGUGUUAAAUUAAGUAUAAAGGUAUUUAUAAAAAUGGAAUUAAAAAUGGAAAAUGGGAUAUUCAUUUUAGAGUAGCUGUCGAUGAAGAAUUCAUUGUUAUGUAAAUUAUGUAUUACAAUAUAAAAAAGUGGAGGAGGUCAUUAUAAUGGAAAUAAUGGGUUGAAGCAAGGAGAAUGGUUAGACUUACAUCCAAAUUUUAGUUGGUAUAAUUUCAUAUUAAUAUAGCCAUAAUUAGAUAAUGCUGAAAGGACAAUAUUAGAAUGGGGAAUGUUAAGGAAAUUUCACAGAAUUAAAAUUAGAAUGA